Molecule: messenger RNA, 2151 nt
Organism: Tribolium castaneum (red flour beetle)
Lineage: Eukaryota; Metazoa; Arthropoda; Insecta; Coleoptera; Tenebrionidae
Product: glutamate receptor 2
Exons: 5
Coding region: 37-1854 (605 amino acids)
Cellular component (GO): membrane
Molecular function (GO): ligand-gated monoatomic ion channel activity
Source: RefSeq, a predicted model, not a curated record
GACUUGAAGCGUUAUCGCACUACAACCAAAAUACUAAUGAUGAAAAUACUUAUAGUCUUUAUUUGUCUCUUAAUUAAUGAAACGACUCAAAAUAAUUUUACCGACAAUCUCAUUGUGAAUACUUUCAAUUUUAUCAAAAUUUUAAAUGUGCCCGUGAAAAUAAGUGCCCACAUUUGCUGGACCAGAGCAAACACAAUCCAUUUUAUUAAAAGUAUUUCGGACAAAUAUAACACAAAUUUGAUCAAAAAUGUCUCUCCCAAAUAUGCCAAUCCCGAACACCAAUUAUUUAUUAUUGAUUUGAAGUGCAAUGAUUCUCUAUCAGUGCUACAGCAGGCCGAAAAAUUUAAGCUUUUUAAAAGCCCUUUCAAAUGGUUAUUACUUGGAAAUUCAGAAAGUCUCCCAAACUUGUAUUUUGGAACCGACAGCCAGAUUUUCGUAACUGAACCUAGAUCGCAAUUAGACGACAUUAAAACAAUUUAUAAAUACUCACCAAUGGUUCCACGGUUUGUCCAACAUUCUUUUGACCGCUUUUACACCAACACAAAGCGUACAAAUUUGAUGGGAACUACGAUCAAAAUCUCGUAUGUGAUCACAAACUUGGAUUCUUUGAACCACUUGUGGGACUACAGAAAUAGUCACAUUGACGCAAUCAACAAGCUAAAUUAUAUUCUUGUUCACAAUUUAAUGGACUUUUUGAACGCCAGCCGUCAAUUCACAAUGCAGCCCACUUGGGGCUACAAGAACUCCACCACCGGACUUUACUCCGGAAUGGCCGGGGAUUUACAGAAAGGGUUGGCCGAUUUAGGGGGAACCCCGUUAUUUUUCACCCCGGAUCGCAUCGACAUCAUUGACUACAUCGCAGCCACGACCCCAACAUACAUGAAGUUUAUUUUCCGGGCUCCACCUUUGUCUUAUGUGACCAACGUUUUCACCCUACCUUUUGACAGCGCCGUUUGGCAUUACUGCUUCGUCAUGGUGGCAGUUGUGGUAGUUUGCAUCUACGUUAUCGUCGUUUGGGAGUGGAAAGAGACUAAAUUUGAGGAAAAGGACACACACAGUCACAUCGAUACUCUCAGACCGAACAUUUUCGACGUCGUGAUGUUCGAAAUUGGGGCUAUAACCCAGCAGGGGACUAACGCGGAACCCAAGAGCAAUUCUGGGAGGAUUAUAACAAUUUUCUCCUUUCUGACUUUGAUGUUUUUGUAUACUUCGUACUCAGCGAAUAUUGUGGCCCUUUUGCAGUCCACUAGUGACAGCAUCAAAAAUUUGGAAGACUUGUUGAAUUCAAGAAUUAAACUCGGAGUGGAGGACAUCGUCUAUGCGCACUACUAUUUCGAAAACGCCCAAGAGCCGGUCAGAAAAGCCAUCUACCAGCAAAAAGUCGCCCCCAAAGGCCAAAAACCCAAUUUCAUGACCGCCGAAGAAGGCAUUCGAAAAGUUCAACAAGGCUUUUUUGCGUUUCACGUCGAACUUAGCACCGGUUAUAAAAUAAUAGGUGAGGUGUUUCAAGAGGGUGAAAAAUGUGGAUUAAAAGAAAUCGAGUAUGUGAACUUGAUUGAACCCUGGCUUGCAACGCAGAAAAAAUCGCCGUAUAAAGAAGUGAUGAAAAUUGGAAUGAGAAAAAUGCACGAAACUGGGGUUCAGAAUCGAGAAAUCCGCAAAAUUUAUACAAGGAAGCCCCAAUGCCAUUCGGGGGGGAGCAACUUUGGGAGUGUAGGCCUCAUUGAUUGUUAUUCGGCCUUUCUGACAUUCGGGGUAGGAAUUGCGUUUGCUUUCCUUUUGUUUGUUAUGGAGUUAAUCGUCAGGAGGUACUUCAUCAGAAGGGAAAAAGAGAGACUAAAAACUCCUAACUAAACUGGUUUAAUGUUUAUUUCAGCAUACAGUUUUAAUUGUUGCAUAAGUUAGAAUCAAUUGUAUUAAAUGCAAAUACACUCAUCGCCUGAACACGACGCUCUCCUAUAUCCAUCUAAUCUGCACUUUCUGUGGCAAAUAGCCGGAUUGCAGAAAAAACCCCUUUCCACACGUCCAGUGUGACUUUCCUCAUCGCCUGGCGUCAAGUAUUGUUAUUUGUUGUUAUUAAUUAACCAAAAUUAAACUCACCAAACGUUGCUUCUGUAGAAAUGAUAAACAAAACUACGAUUAAAGCAAAAA